Messenger RNA from Hordeum vulgare subsp. vulgare (domesticated barley), 2376 nucleotides. Its product is annotated as glucan endo-1,3-beta-glucosidase 8-like. Gene Ontology annotation, molecular function: hydrolase activity, hydrolyzing O-glycosyl compounds. Gene Ontology annotation, cellular component: plasma membrane. The record is from RefSeq and is a predicted model, not a curated record. Lineage: Eukaryota; Viridiplantae; Streptophyta; Magnoliopsida; Poales; Poaceae. Bases 725 to 2197 code for a protein of 490 amino acids. The transcript has 2 exons. Gene Ontology annotation, biological process: carbohydrate metabolic process.
ACUCUCUGCUUCAUCUUCGCCAUCCGCCACCCAGACUCCCCGUCCACCACGAUCCGUCAUCCCUUCUUCCACCCCCCGCCUCCUCCUCCUCCUCCUCCUCCUCACCAUCAACCCCUCAUAAAUUCUUCCUCGCUUCCUUCCUUGUCCCAAACGCGCCACACCAACGAAGCAACCAACGCGUCGCCAGCCAGCCAGCCGAUCUCCGACUUAAAUGCUGCCUCCUUUCUGACCCUUUAUUAUCCUCGGUCCCCGGCCGGCGUUGCCUCGACUCCGAGUCGCUCUCAGUUCAAAAGCAUCCACCCUUUUCCCCCAAUCUUUUCGAUCUCCCCUUCCUUCCUCUGUUUCGUUUCUUGCCUUUUUGGCUCCGGGAAGGAAUUUCCGGCAUUCACAUGCGACUCUCGCCCCCCACCCUAUCCCUUUCUCCCCGAGCUGUUGGUGUCACCACAGGAUCGAUCGGAUAGGAAAUCCCAGGCCGAGAAGAAACCGUGUCUAGUUUUCGGUUUCGUGCGCAAUCCCCCAUUGCCGUUUCUUGAAGCUCUUUCACUCCGCCCUCCGAUUUAUACUCCCUUCGCCGGCAUUGUCCCGGGUGUCCCCUGUUCGACCGAUUCGAUUCCCGCCUCCCUUCGGAUCGGCAAAUCUCGGAGCUUCCCCUGGUCCUGAUUCCCAACCCGUCGCGACGGGAGAUCUUUAAUCUUUCGUCAGUUCGCCGUUUGUGAGAGGCCCAAUGGCGGCGAAUCUGGGCGCGUGGCUUUGUGUGCUGGCGGCGGUGGCGGUGGCCGCCGUGCUCCCCCCGGCGGCGGACGCGCUGGGGAUGAACUGGGGCACGCAGGCCACGCACCCGCUCUCGCCCAGGAUCGUCGUGCAGAUGCUAAAGGACAACGGCAUCAAGAAGGUCAAGCUCUUCGAUGCCGACCAGGCCACCCUCAGCGCGCUCGCCGGCACCGAUAUCGAGGUCAUGGUCGCCAUCCCAAACAACCUGCUCGACCUCAUGAACGAAAAGGAUAACGCCAGGGAGUGGGUGCGCCACAACAUCUCCCGUUACCAUUUCGACGGCGGCGUCAACAUCAAAUAUGUGGCCGUGGGCAAUGAACCCUUUCUGGCGUCCUACAACGGCACCUUCGACAAGGUCACCUUCCCGGCGCUGCAGAACAUCCAGAACGCGCUCAACGACGCCGGAUUCAGCGAGAUCAAGGCCACAGUGCCGCUCAACGCCGACGUCUACAACUCGCCCUCGGCCAACCCGGUGCCGUCGGCGGGCCGGUUCCGGACGGACGUCACCCAGCUCAUGACGCAGAUGGUGCAGUUCCUGGCCAACAACAGCGCGCCAUUCACCGUCAACAUCUACCCCUACCUCAGCCUCUACCUCAGCGCCGACUUCCCCGUCGACUUCGCCUUCUUCGACGGCCUCGCAACGCCGGUGGUCGACGGCGUCAACACGUACACCAACGUGUUCGACGCCAACUUCGACACGCUGGUGUCCGCGCUGGCCGCCGUCGGCCACGGCGACCUGCCCAUCAUCAUCGGCGAGGUCGGCUGGCCGACGGACGGCGACAAGCACGCCAACAACGCACUCGCCAAGCGCUUCUACGACGGCCUGCUGCCGCGGCUGGCGUCCAACACCGGCACGCCGCUCCGGCCCGCGCAGUACAUGGAGGUGUACCUGUUCGGGCUCCUGGACGAGGACGUCAAGAGCGUGGCGCCGGGCGCGUUCGAGCGGCACUGGGGCGUCCUCCGCUUCGACGGCCAGCCAAAGUUCCCCAUGGACCUCACCGGGAAAGGGCAGAACACGAUGCUGGUGCCGGCCAAGGGCGUGAAGUACCUGCCCAGGACGUGGUGCGUGUACAACCCCAACGCCGAGGACAAGAGCAAGCUGGUGGAGAACGUGAACUACGCCUGCACCUUCGCCGACUGCACCGCGCUCGGCCUCGGCUCCACCUGCUACGGCAUGGACGUCAAUGGCAACGCCUCUUACGCCUUCAACAUGUACUUCCAGGUGCAGAACCAGAAGGACGAGGCCUGCGACUUCCAGGCGCUCGCCGUGCCCACGCAGACCGACCCCUCCACCGCCGCCUGCAACUUCCCCAUACAGAUCGCCGCCUCCUCGACGUCGGGUGGCCGCCGGCGGACGCGCGCCGGGCCGCUCGGCGCCGCCGCUCUGCUCGUGCUGGCUCUGGCCCAGCUCUUGAUCUCGCAUUAGGGAAUGCAACAGAGUUACUUGUUUUACAUCAGUUGAUCAUUUGUUGCCUCGUAUAUUUUUUGGAUCUGCAGUAGUUACUAGCAGUAUUUCAGUACGAGUCUUUGUACUGGAGGCAUAUAUACCUGAGGAUAUAUGUUCAGAUGGCAUUUCACAGAUAUUCAAACACCUGAUGUGCUUGA